This is a messenger RNA of Diceros bicornis minor, 3735 nucleotides long. RefSeq names its product adrenoceptor alpha 2A (gene ADRA2A). Lineage: Eukaryota; Metazoa; Chordata; Mammalia; Perissodactyla; Rhinocerotidae. Gene Ontology annotation, cellular component: membrane. The transcript has a single exon. Gene Ontology annotation, biological process: platelet activation; regulation of smooth muscle contraction; regulation of vasoconstriction. Gene Ontology annotation, molecular function: alpha2-adrenergic receptor activity. The record is from RefSeq and is a predicted model, not a curated record. Bases 959 to 2341 code for a protein of 460 amino acids.
AGCAGCGGCUCUGGCUUCGGUGCAGACACCCAGCAGCCGGCGCGCUGCCGCCCGGCCACCCCCAGCACCUUCUCCCCCUAGCCCUGCGCUCCUGCCCCAACUCACGCUGCCCUCGGACCCCGGCUGUCCGGUCGCGCGCAGUGCCCGCAGCUCGCCGGGCCGACGCCCAGGAGACUCCCUGCUUCGGCCGCGGCUCCUGGAGGGCCGAUCGCCCACCCGGCCCGGCCCUCCUGAGGACGGGGGCGCCUUCAUGCGGCCCCCACCCCCCUCACCCCGCCGCCGCCGCCGCCCCCGAGCUCCGCGCGCUGCGCCCCAGCCCCAGCAGGGCACGCAACUUUGGAAGUCCCGCGGCGCUCUGAGAGGUGGCAGAGUCCGCACCCCGGCCCCAGCCCGGGCUCCGCCGGCCCCGCCGCGUCUGGGGGAAGCGAGAGAGUCGGUAAUCGCUUCGGGGAUGUAAGGAGACAGACAUAGGACCCCAAGCCCGCAUCAGCACCCCUCGGCUGCCUCCCGGGGUGGGGGCGGGCCCCGCACACGGUAAGACCUCUUGCUUUCGCUCAGGCUCGAGAGUCGAGAGAGAUAUAUAUAUUUAAUAUCCCGUCAUCCUUUCAAGUCAUCAGGCCACCGAUGACUUUUGUUCUCCCUUCUUGAAGAAUAAAUCUCUUUCCCCAUCUGCUCGAUCUACUCUCUCCCGUCGCUCAGAAAUAAAACUUGGCUGUAUUUAGGAGCUGGGAGCGAGAAGGCGCCCACCCCGAGCGCCCGAAGCGUGGGUCGGGCGCGGUUCGCUGGAGCCGGGCCCAUGGGCCGCUAGCGGUCCCCCAGCUCGGGCCCGACCUUCCUGCGGCCCCCUCCCCAUGUGAGCCUUGGCGGGGCGAGCGGGGCGCGGGAGGAAGAGGAAGACCCACGGCGCUGGGCCGGAAGGCAGCUGGCAGCAGGCCCAGGCCAGCGGGCACCCGCGUUCAUGUUCCGCCAGGAGCAGCCGCUGGCCGAGGGCAGCUUCGCGCCCAUGGGCUCCCUGCAGCCGGACGCGGGCAACGCGAGCUGGAACGGGACCGAGGCGCCGGGGGGCGGCGCCCGGGCCACCCCCUACUCCUUGCAGGUGACGCUGACGCUGGUAUGCCUGGCCGGCCUGCUCAUGCUGCUCACCGUGUUCGGCAACGUGCUCGUCAUCAUCGCCGUGUUCACAAGCCGCGCGCUCAAGGCGCCCCAGAACCUCUUCCUCGUGUCUCUGGCCUCGGCCGACAUCCUGGUGGCCACGCUCGUCAUCCCUUUCUCGUUGGCCAACGAGGUCAUGGGCUACUGGUACUUUGGCAAGGUGUGGUGUGAGAUCUACCUGGCCCUCGAUGUGCUCUUCUGCACAUCGUCCAUCGUGCACCUGUGCGCCAUCAGCCUGGAUCGCUACUGGUCCAUCACGCAGGCCAUCGAGUACAACCUGAAGCGCACGCCACGCCGCAUCAAGGCCAUCAUCAUCACCGUGUGGGUCAUCUCGGCCGUCAUCUCCUUCCCGCCGCUCAUCUCCAUCGAGAAGAAGGGCGGCGGCAGCGGCCAGCAGCCGGCCGAGCCGCACUGCAAGAUCAACGACCAGAAGUGGUAUGUCAUCUCGUCGUGCAUCGGCUCCUUCUUCGCGCCCUGCCUCAUCAUGAUCCUGGUCUACGUGCGCAUCUACCAGAUCGCCAAGCGCCGCACCCGCGUGCCGCCCAGCCGGCGGGGCCCGGAUGCGGGCGCCGCGCCGCCGGGGGGCGCCGAGCGCAGGCCCAACGGCCUGGGUCCGGAGCGCGGCAUGGGCCCCGUGGGCGCCGAGGUCGAGCCGCUGCCCGCCCAGCUUAACGGUGCCCCCGGGGAGCCCGCGCCGGCAGGGCCGCGCGACACCGACGCGCUGGACCUGGAGGAGAGCUCGUCGUCUGAGCACGCCGAGCGGCCCCCCGGGCCUCGCAGGUCCGAGCGCGGCCCCCGGGCCAAGGGCAAAGCCCGGGUGACCCAGGUGAAGCCCGGGGACAGCCUGCCGCGGCGCGGGCCGGGGGCGCCGGCGGCCGGUCCCGGGGAGGAGCGCGGCGGGGGCGCCAAGGCGUCGCGCUGGCGCGGGCGGCAGAACCGCGAGAAGCGCUUCACGUUCGUGCUGGCCGUGGUCAUCGGCGUGUUCGUGGUGUGCUGGUUCCCCUUCUUCUUCACCUACACGCUCACGGCCGUCGGCUGCUCCGUGCCGCGCACGCUCUUCAAGUUCUUCUUCUGGUUCGGCUACUGCAACAGCUCGCUGAACCCGGUCAUCUACACCAUCUUCAACCACGACUUCCGCCGCGCCUUCAAGAAGAUCCUCUGCCGCGGGGACAGGAAGCGGAUCGUGUGAGCGCGGAGCCCGCGCCGCGCGAACAGACUCGUGCAGAUCGCAGGCAGCUGGGAUCCAGGGGCGCGUCUACGCAGGCCUAGUACUCUGAAACCAGGGUCCUGCCUACUCUGCGUUUCCUGGCCCGGGAGGUUGCUCUGCGGCUUCCGGGCAUCUGCUCUUCCCUACCAGGGAAAAGUACUGGCUGGGAGGGCCACACGCCCCCCAACUGUUGUUAGGGCUGCUUCUGACUGGGAGCCAUCUCUCUAGGUUCUUGGGCCGCCCCUAAUCAGUGUUGUUUCCUAAAGAUAUUUUCACGUCCCAGUCCAACUCUGACAGCAGUUCAGAGCAAGCGCUGGACCCCAGAGCGUACGGCUCACAAAGGGUUAAUGGACGGGGGUUACCCAGGCCCCGCUGAUUGCUGUCUCCCUCCCACCAACUCUAUUUUUAAACAAACGCUCAGGGCCGUCCUGCCCCCCCUCCCAUCCCCCACUGUAAAUAUACACUAUUUUUGAUAGUGCACACAGGAGGGUCCCCAGUGUCGCUUUGCUUUUGAUGUCAGAAUCCUGGCUGUUGGAGAUGCCCUGGAGGCAGACACGUUGUGUCUGGUUCAGGCUAAGCCCCUUUGCAAUGCAAGCCCUUUUCUAGCGUCAUUACCUCCCUCUGUGUCCUUGUCACCAGCAACUGGUGACUGUCCCUGGGGCCUGGAUUUGCUUUGAGAUUUCCUGAGGGAAAAGGUUUGUCUAUUUUUUUUUCCUGUGCCUAACAGCAUAAUUGCCUUUUCCUAUGUAAAUAUUACAGUGUUGGACCAGACAGAAGUAAAUGAACCUUUCCGCCUUGCAUCAGCCCCGUGUAUAAAGCCAUUAUCCUCUGAUGCACACUUUGCCCCAGUAACUCACUUUAAAACCGUCUCUUUCCGAUGCCCCCUCCCUCCUACCCUCCUGGGCCCACCGCUUGAAGAAUAUGUAUGUUUCUAUCUUGUAUCUCUGUGCGCCCUUCCCUCCCCAAAAGUGCUGACUCCGGGAAAUCUUUAAGCUGCUGUUUUUAGACACAGGGGAGUGGAAAUUGUGUGGAAGAAGCAAACCUGAUACAAUUUGCCCAAGGUAAACAGUUUGCAAAGACAAAUGGGCCUGCCAGACUGUACAGUUCCUGCUCCAGGAGCUCCUAAGUCUCAGAGAGGUGUCCUCUACCCGCUUUUCUGGUUGAGAGCAUGUCCUUGAUGAGCUCACAUAGUCAGGGGAGAAGCGGAGACCUCCUGUUUACAUCCGAGUUUCUACGUGUUUGAGACAGACUCUUUAAGGCCCACACUCUCCUGUCACUAAAGAAAAACUAACGUCAGCACAUGUUGCUAAUGGCAGUGGAUUUUUUUAAAUAAAAAGUUUACAGAUCAACUGUGAAAUAAAUAUGAAUUAAAUGGU